Molecule: messenger RNA, 3399 nt
Organism: Periophthalmus magnuspinnatus
Lineage: Eukaryota; Metazoa; Chordata; Actinopteri; Gobiiformes; Gobiidae
Gene: slc1a5
Product: solute carrier family 1 member 5
Exons: 8
Coding region: 207-1796 (529 amino acids)
Biological process (GO): L-aspartate import across plasma membrane
Cellular component (GO): plasma membrane
Molecular function (GO): L-aspartate transmembrane transporter activity; symporter activity; neutral L-amino acid transmembrane transporter activity
Source: RefSeq, a predicted model, not a curated record
GGAUAGAUUUGUGCAGUCGACGUGUCCACGCCCAGUUUCACGGUGACGUCACAGGGCGGGGCUAGUCCACAGGAAAGCUAGAUAAGGACGCACGCUCAAGUCAAAUCCUUUAGGUUCUGGCGGCGCAGGCUCUCAGUUGCCUUACAAGUAUAACAGUAACAAUAACUUUUGAGCUGAAACACUUUGAACAACUUAACAGUAAAAUUAUGGCGGAUAAAAUAGACAUGGAGGAGUGCAAGGCGUCCAACGGAGAAGCGCACCUCGACGAGCCCGUGCUGAACGGACUGGACACGCACAAGAAGAGCGGCACACUGCCCCUGUCUGAGCGGGUCAAGAGGAUAGUGAAGGCCAACUUACUAGUCAUCCUCACCGUGGCAGGGGUCAUCAUCGGGGUCAUCAUUGGAAUGACUGUACGUGAAGUACAUCUGACCAGGACGCAGAUUGUUUACAUCGGUUUUCCCGGUGAGCUGCUCAUCCGGCUGCUCAAGAUGAUCAUCAUACCGCUGGUGGUGUGCAGUUUAGUGUCCGGGGCGGCCAGCAUUGACCCCAAAGCCCUGGGCAAGCUCGGCGGCUGGGCUAUGCUCUUUUUCCUCGUCACUACGUUAAUCGCGUCGUCCAUCGGGGUGAUCAUGGCAUUCAUCAUAACUCCAGGUGCAGUGACGGGGUCUAAACCAAUCAUAGCAGGACUGGAUGACAGUGUACCUGAGCCUAAAGAAGUGAUUGACUCCUUCUUGGACCUGAUCAGGAACAUCUUUCCAUCCAAUUUGGUGUCUGCUGCCUUUCAGUCGUAUGCCACUGCUUAUAAACUGGUCAAGAUAAACAGUACAGAUCCAAGUUCUAACAUCACAGUGGAGAAGGUUCCCAUUGGGACAGACCAGGAUGGCAUGAAUAUUUUGGGCCUGGUAGUGUUUGCCAUUGUGUUUGGGGUGGCACUAAGAAAACUCGGAGAUGAAGGAGAGAUUCUGAUCAAGUUCUUUAACUCGUUCAAUGAAGCCACCAUGGUACUGGUUUCCUGGAUCAUGUGGUAUGCCCCUAUUGGUAUCAUGUUUCUUGUAGCUGGUAAGAUUGUGGAGAUGGAGAAUGUCGGAGAACUCUUCGCCAGCUUGGGCAAAUAUAUAGCCUGCUGUAUUAUUGGCCAUGCCAUCCAUGGUGCUCUUGUGCUCCCAGCGAUCUACUUCAUCAUUACCAGGAAAAACCCAUACACCUUCCUCUGGGGUAUAUUCACAGCUCUGGCAACUGCUUUUGGUACAAGCUCCAGCUCUGCCACGUUGCCUUUAAUGAUGAAGUGUGUGGAAGAGAAAAAUGGAGUAUCCAAGCAUAUCAGCAGAUUUAUCUUGCCCAUUGGAGCAACUGUAAACAUGGAUGGAGCAGCUCUCUUCCAAUGUGUGGCUGCAGUGUUCAUUGCUCAGCUUAACGACACUUCUUUAAACUUCAUUCAGAUCAUCACCAUUCUAGUGACCGCCACAGCUUCAAGUGUAGGAGCAGCGGGAAUACCUGCUGGGGGUGUUUUGACUCUAGCCAUCAUCCUUGAGGCAAUAGGGCUCCCUACAAAUGACAUCUCUUUGAUCCUUGCUGUUGAUUGGAUUGUUGAUCGUACCUGCACAGUGCUGAAUGUGGAGGGAGACGCCUUUGGAGCCGGCCUUCUGCAACACUUUGUUGACCGCACAUCCAAAGAUGUAGGCGAGGCCUUGAGUGAGGUCAGGGUGGGCCAGACAGAGUCUGCACCGGAGCACUCGCCUCUCAUUGAGAAACGUGGAGUUGAGGCCAGACCUAAUGAAAAAGAGUCUGUCAUGUAAUAUGUUUUUGACAUAACUCUUUAUUACUUUAAUCAUUGUCCAUCAAACCACUUUUUAAUAUUUUAGUCCAAGUAAAAACUUAACAGUACAAUAUUUAUUGCUACAAAACAUUAUCUAUACUACAUUUUGGGAAAGGUACAUGGACUGGUGCUUCUACUUUUUAAAGUCAAUGUUUGAGACGAACAGGCACUUUUACACUUCAUCUAAAACAUGAUUUUAAGUCACAGAUGCAUGUUGCAGAAAUCACUGAUAAUAGGGCUUAUGACUUUCUCAUGAGGCCUCCUCUUGGGCAAUAAGAGACAUUCAUUGCUCUCCUGAAAGUACCAGAUUAAUACAGGUUUGUAUCAAGUCAAUUGUGUUAUAUGGACCUUGUUCUGAAGGAGAAUGCAAAACAUGUCUUAAAGGUUUUUUUUUUUUGUUUUUUUUUGGAAGUCUUCAACUAUAAUAAUAUGCAGAUUUUUGUAGAGGCCUAAUUUUGUAACUUUAGUUCAUUUAUGUCCUAAUUGUAAUAUUGGUUACAGAUUUUGUAUAUUUGCUGUUUCUAUUUUCUGUGUAAAGGAUUUACUUUUAGUUUCCGUUAAAUAUGCAAGUAGAGCCAAAAGUGUAUUAUGUACAAUUUUUUUUUUUUCUCGAAUCUUAAGCUUUAUAUUUAUUGUCAGAAAUUAAUGACCCAUUGGCUUUUGUUCAGGGGGGGGGACUCUAUUUGAUCUUAUUUAUACUGUUCAAACUACUUUAACACUGAAUGAAGGAAUCGUCUCAAGGACCCAUUCACAGAACACUCCGGACAUUUCUGCCGCUUUGGUGGACAUAAGAAACAAUGGCAAUCACUGUGACUCAGGUUUAACUUUCUUCACAACUGUGCCGAAUUGCUCUCCAUACUCCAAGACCAAAAAUCUCACCAACGCUGGCUGCUGGACUAAAAACACUGAAUAAUAUGGAGAUGCUGUUUUGUUAAAACUGCGUCAAAGCACAAAAUGCUAUGCACAAAGUUGGUGUUGAUGAGUUUGUAGAGUUCUGAAUGUAAUAGGUGUGAGAUAAGACUUUAUUGCUGCAUUGUUGACAGUGGAUUGCUGGACCUACACCAUUGUUGCCUGAUGAGAUGUGUUCAGUUCAACAACAAAAAAACCUAAAUGAUUAUUGUUACAAGGUAUUUUCAAUAUUGACGAUCCAAAGAUGGCUUUUUUAGAGUCUACAGUUUAUAAUGUGUUUGUAGUGUUUUCUUGGGCAGUUUUUAAAAUCUGUUUGCUUAAUAUAUAUGGUAACAGUUUGAGAAUUUCCAUUUAAAACUCCAAACAUUAAAACAUUUAAUCUGUCAUUUAUUCUAUUACGUACUGUACUCUUGUGAAGAAAUAUAAGUUUAAUGCAACAAAUGAUGGGAUGAGUAAACCGAUCUAUCGGGUCACUACACUUAAAGCUUUUUUUCAUAAAGCUAAAGGAAUUUGAUAAUCUGUUGAAAUCCAUGAAAUGACUGCUUUUUUUUGCUUUAAGAAUGAGAUUGUAUGUAUUGAUAUGGUUUUGUUACCUUUUAUUUGAAUAGGUUGUGUCAUGAUUCUGUUGUGUUCCCUAUGGUCAUUAGGUAAAUCAAUAAAUGCCUUUUAUUACA